Molecule: messenger RNA, 990 nt
Organism: Fibroporia radiculosa
Lineage: Eukaryota; Fungi; Basidiomycota; Agaricomycetes; Polyporales; Fibroporiaceae
Exons: 2
Coding region: 1-990 (329 amino acids)
Source: RefSeq, a predicted model, not a curated record
AUGACGGCGAAGGGCCCGUCGGACGCAGCAGGCGUGGGCACUGUCGCUGUCGCUGUCGCUGUGGCCGACGACGAGCUCGGACGCUGGGGCGGCGAGGCGACUCUGUGGAGAUUGGAUCAGAUUGUGGGAGCCAUCUUCUUGGAAGCCGAUAAGUCGAACGCAGUCCGCGGAAGAAUACAACAACGUAUAAGUGCCUCUACCACGCUCCACCGCGACUUCUCCUCCCCAGCCUUCCUCUGCCCCUGCAUGGCCAUUUCCAUGUCCUACUCCCUCCCUCCUCCAAAACGGCGACGCACUGCCACCUCUGUCCUAUCUGGCGACUUUGAUCCCCGCCCGCCCCGCGACGUCUUGACCUCCCUGCUGAACGGUGUCUCGAUGUACAAAGAAGUCGAGCAGCUCGAAGAGGUCCGCCGCAGCCGCAAGAGGAAGGACAAGGAGAGGGAGAAGGAAGAUCUCGAGAGAGAGAAGAAACGCGCAAAGACAACCCCCAAGCCCCCCAAGCUCCCUCCGCUCCCCGCCGCGUCCACAUCUCUCCCCGUCGCGCCCUCCGCUGGCGUCCCCAAGCGCCCCACAGCGAUCACCGCCCCAGUCGCCUCUAGCUUCUGGCGCGCACGGCCAGCUAUUCAUAUUGCAUCUGCGACCCGUUCAGUGUCCGUCACACCACCGCCCAUGGACUCGUCGCCGCCCCCGACUCCUGGCCCGUCCAUCUCCUCGACGACGUCUGCAACGUCGUCCAAGCGGCCACACACACCUGACGACGGCGAGGACAUCCGCAGUCGCCACCGGAGCGAGACGGCCACUCCACCGCCGAACCGGCCGAGAAAGAAGCGGACGGCAGUUCGCAAGGGCUGGAAGGGCUGGGUCGAGGGCUCGCCCCCGCCGUCGGAAAAGCUGAUCAACCUGGAUGUGGUCAACGUCCUCCAAGAGAGGAAGACGAGGAGUGGGAAGAAUUUUGAUGCUAUCGGCGUGGGCAAGGAUGGCUGGGUCUAA